GCAUUGUUCGUCUUGUUUUUCUUUAAGAGGCGAGCUUAUAGUGAGAGAGAUGCAAUGUGUCGGUAGGUCACAGUCAUCACUGAAGGUCUCCUCAGAAGUUGGAAAGGGAGGGGUGGGGAAGUAUCUCAGCGAUUGUGAACUGAAUAGUGUAGGUCAGUGCAGUCUCGUUAUUGUGUUUUUACAAGGAUUGACCAGUAAGAUUUUCUAUUUUACGACAAUAAAGGGUAAUUUGAUUGGGCCACAGUUUUUUCUAACCAUAUGCUAUACAUUACGUUGAAUAUUGCAAAUUAGAUUUGACCUUCAUUUGGUGACAUUCAUUUAAUAUUUGUUAGAUAUGGCAAUCAACACAGACGUCGCCUAUGAAAAACACGGGCUAGGCGAGUGUGAGCGUGGGGCUCCUCAUCCCACCGCCUACAAAGACACGCAGAAACUUCUGGGUGUAUCAGCCACGGAGCACAGUGGAGGACACUCUUUGAAACCUUUGGAUUCACUUUCUUUGAGUUUAAGAGGCAGUGCGAAGUCACUGAAUGCCGAACAAAAUGGGCGCAGAUCGCCUGUGAAGUCCGGAUCUGAUGGAAACAUUGCGGUCCCGUCCCUUUCUCCGUCUCGACUCAGCUUUAGCCGCACGUCAUCUCUGGGUCCACAGGCACCACCUGCGCCUAGUUAUCUUUGGCUCGCAUUGCUAUCCUGCUUUUGUCCUGGUUUCCCAUUUAAUCUUUUCGCGAUUUAUUAUGCACACACGUCCCGGGCACUGCUACAGGUUGGGGAUGUUGAUACGGCAAGACGACUUGGGAAGCUUGCACGACUUCUAAGCAUCAUUGCCAUCCUCGUCGGUGUGGGCAUUUUCCUCUUUAUCAUUAUAGAAGGUACCAAAACACAACACAGACACAUAGUCGCAUAAGUAUACCUUAAUCUGAAGAUAUUUUUAA
Clupea harengus (Atlantic herring) is the source of this 929-nucleotide messenger RNA. RefSeq names its product trafficking regulator of GLUT4 (SLC2A4) 1b (gene trarg1b). NCBI's taxonomy places the organism in Eukaryota, Metazoa, Chordata, Actinopteri, Clupeiformes, Clupeidae. Gene Ontology annotation, cellular component: membrane. The record is from RefSeq and is a predicted model, not a curated record.